AUUAUUAGCUUAUUUAUCCAUUAGAAAACUUUGUACAAAACCAAUAAACAAAUUGUCAACAUUUGAUUAAUAGGUUCACAAGGUCAGUUCUUAGUUGAUAUCUUCGAAGUAGUUCACUCAUUUGUUGUGGCUUUUAACAUGAAAAUGUUAACUAUAUUAUGUUGUGUUGCCAUUAUACCAACGGUUUUAUGUGCGCCAUAUACAUACACUACAAAAUAUAUUGAUGUGCCCAUCGAUCAUUUUAAUUUUGCGAAUAAUGCCACAUUUAAAUUGAGGUAUCUCGUAAAUGAUACGUAUUACGUCAAGGAUGGCCCCAUAUUCUUCUACACGGGAAAUGAGGGUCAAAUAGAAACAUUCGCUCAAAAUACUGGAUUCAUUAACGAUAUAGCCCCAAAAUUUAAUGCCCUUAUAGUUUUUGCCGAACACAGGUACUAUGGAGAGUCUCUACCAUUUGGUAACCAGUCUUAUACGAAUCUUAAAAAUUUGGGUUAUCUUUCAUCAUCACAAGCUUUAGCGGACUUUGUAUAUCUAAUAACCGAACUCAAACAACAAUAUAAAAGCCAGGAAUUAUCCUCAGUGCCAGUAAUUGCUUUUGGUGGCUCUUAUGGAGGAAUGCUAUCAGCUUGGAUAAGGAUAAAGUAUCCGGCUAUGGUGGAAGGUGCUAUAGCAUCUAGCGCCCCUAUAUGGCAAUUUACAGAUCUAACGCCCUGUAAAUUGUUUUACAGGAUUGUUACCAAUGUAUAUGAAACAUUUGGGACUGAAAAAUGUGCUGAUACUAUUAAGAAAUCCUGGGCUCUACUCAGGGCUCAAGGCAAGUCUGAUGCUGGAAAGGCCUGGCUAACUGAAGAAUUUAAGCUGUGUUCACCUUUGAAAACAGAUGCAAACAUAUCCGCUUUAGCUGACUGGAUAAGCGGCAUUUACGUGAAUUUGGCCAUGGUGAAUUACCCUUACCCGACUGGGUUUUUGGCACAAUUACCCGCUUACCCAGUCAGAGAAGUGUGCGAUAAUAUCAAUAGUAUCAACAUAACUUCGGAUAGAGAUCACUUGAAGGCCAUAAGUAUGGGACUUAGUGUGUACACCAACUUCACUAAGAGUAAAAAAUGCAAUUCUUUGGGCGGGACUUCAGCCAAUCUAGGAGAAAAAGGGUGGGGCUUCCAGUCUUGCACUGAAAUGGUUAUGCCGAUGUGCUCAACCGACGAUGAUAUGUUUGAAAACCUGAAAUGGGACUUCAAACAAUACCAAGAAGACUGCACGAAGUCCUAUUUCGGUGUUAAACCAUUAAACCCUUACCUCCCAAUUAUGGAAUAUGGUGGAAAAGAUUUAGAAGCAGCCUCAAACAUCGUUUUCAGUAAUGGUCUUAUGGAUCCUUGGUCUAGCGGUGGGGUCCUAAGCAACGUAUCAUCGAAAAUUUUUAGUGUUAUUCUUCCUGACGGAGCCCAUCACUACGAUUUGAGGUCAGCGAACCCUGACGAUACCGAUACAGUUAAAGACGUCAGAAAUUUUCACGUCAAAGCCAUAAAAUCGUGGCUUAAAAAUUUUUAUAAAGCCCACACAUUAGCCAAUGUAAAUGAUUUUAGCAAAUUCUAGAAUAAACAAAUAUAACAAUUAAA
This is a messenger RNA of Brassicogethes aeneus, 1610 nucleotides long. Lineage: Eukaryota; Metazoa; Arthropoda; Insecta; Coleoptera; Nitidulidae. The record is from the annotation of a GenBank genome assembly.